AUGUCUCAUGUAAAACCUCAGGGGAACGUCAUUCACACAGUUUGUACGGACGCGGAUAAAUUGAGCGAGAAGCACACCGAUUGGUUGCAAAUCAAGCAUCCAAUAGGAUACCGACGUCGUCUACCAAAAACAGUUCCAAAACCGACAAAAACUGCCACAUUAAAACAGAGUGUUAAGAAAAUUAGCAAAGAAUAUUGUACUGAAUCAUCUAUAUCUGGUCUCAAGCAUAUAGUUGACGACAAUGUUUCUUGUUUUGAACGAGUUAUUUGGAUAAUAACGAUGAUAAGUGGCUUAAUUUGUUCUAUUUCACUAGUAUGGAUCACAUUUAUUCGUUAUUAUCGCGCUCCCCUGGUAACCACACAAAUGCCGGAAGGAGUAUCUGUCAGUAAAAUUAUAUUUCCCGCUGUUGGUAUUUGUACCAAUAACAGAAUUAGCAAGAAUGCUGUUAAAGAAUUAGCUCGAAAACUAUUGCAAGAGGAAAGAAAUAAGAACUACACAGAAAAACAAAUGCUUUCUUUACUUGUUGGUCUCGGUUUAUUAUAUAAUCAACAACCAAUGAAUGAAAAGCUGGUGGAGCCGAUGAAACUUCAUCGCGCUUUAGGCGACUAUGAUGUCAACGAACUGAUGCGUAAUUUGACACCUAGAUGUGAAGACAUCCUGAUCAGAUGUGCCUGGAACGAAAAAUCUAUGAAUUGUUCCGAUCUUUUUGACUUUCGUUUAACUAUGAACGGCUAUUGUUGCACUUUUAAUUAUUUGCGACAGUCAGACAUCACGUUUGAAGAUAUUGAUAUGUAUAAGUACGGGAACAAGUCAAAUUUUGAUGAUGAGCAAGGAUUGAAAAUCUUAAUGAAACUCAAUACAAGCGAUGAUUUUUACUACAACAUGCCACUACAAGGAGCGCAGUUGCAGUUCUCAGAUGCUUAUGAUUUUCCUGAUGCACCGAGUGGUAGCUUUGCCAUGCAACUUAUAAAUCCAAAUGUACAGGUAAUAACAAAUAGCGAAUUUAAAUUUCAUUGGACUUAUUAA
Molecule: messenger RNA, 1026 nt
Organism: Melitaea cinxia (Glanville fritillary)
Lineage: Eukaryota; Metazoa; Arthropoda; Insecta; Lepidoptera; Nymphalidae
Exons: 7
Coding region: 1-1026 (341 amino acids)
Biological process (GO): sodium ion transmembrane transport
Cellular component (GO): membrane
Molecular function (GO): ligand-gated sodium channel activity
Source: RefSeq, a predicted model, not a curated record